AUGUCGGCCGCAAAGCAGAAGGCUCAGCAGAUCAUCGAGCAGAACCCGGUCGUGGUCUUCUCCAAAUCCUACUGUCCGUACUGCCGCGCGAGUAAGAGCUUGCUGGAUCAGAAACAUGCGAAGUACUAUCUGCUGGAGUUGGAUGAAGUCGAUGACGGCCCUGCGAUCCAAGAUGCCCUAGAAGAAAUCACCGGCCAGCGCACCGUUCCGAACAUCUUCAUCGGUCACAAGCAUAUCGGCGGUAACUCUGACCUUCAGGCCAAGAAGGGACAGCUGGACGGAUUGCUGAAGACUGUUGGGGCCAUCUAA
Messenger RNA from Capronia coronata CBS 617.96, 309 nucleotides. RefSeq names its product glutaredoxin 3. Gene Ontology annotation, biological process: cellular response to oxidative stress. The record is from RefSeq and is a predicted model, not a curated record. Gene Ontology annotation, cellular component: cytoplasm; nucleus. The transcript is spliced from 2 exons. Gene Ontology annotation, molecular function: glutathione disulfide oxidoreductase activity. The coding region runs from base 1 to 309 and encodes 102 amino acids. Lineage: Eukaryota; Fungi; Ascomycota; Eurotiomycetes; Chaetothyriales; Herpotrichiellaceae.